AUGGCUUCUUCCAGAGCAGAAAUCCUCAAUGACGGAGGGCUGAGGCAAGACGCUAGACGCCCCUAUGAACUCCGCUCAACUUCCUUCCAACUUUCACCACACACUUCUUCAGAUGGCUCAGCCACGGCUCAACAAGGCCUCACCACCGUAGUAGUAUCAGUAUUUGGGCCGAGAGAACCAAAAAAUAGGGGUUUGGCGAGCCACGAUCGGGCCGUGGUCAGUGUCGAGGUGGGUACCGUACCAUGGGCUGCUGGCGGAGGUGCCAGACGGACAAGAGGGGACAAGCGACUUUUGGAGAUCGGGGCGGCGAUAAGACAAACAUUUGAGCCUGUCAUCUUGACACAUCUGUAUCCGCGCAGUGAAAUCUCGAUACAUGUUCAAGUCCUAGCUGCCGAUGGAGGCAUCCUGCCCACAGCCAUCAAUGCCACCACCCUCGCCCUCAUCGAUGCGGGUAUAUCUCUGCUCGACUACGUGACCUCUAUCUCCAUCGGCCUUCACCUUCUCCAACCCCUCCUGGACCUCUCACAACCCGAAGAGUCUGACCUUCCUGCCCUUGUUAUUGCUUCCCUACCGUCAUCGGGCAAGAUUACUCUGGCGCAGAUGGAAACGAGAUUACAUGUGGAUAGGUUUGAGGAGAUGGUGACACUGGGGGUGGAGGCGUGUGGCGUUCUCAAAGAGGAGAUGGAAGCGGUUGUCAAGAAGAGGACAGAGAAGGUCGUGGAGAGAAUGGACGUUAGGGUCGUUGGAGAAGCGACUGGAGGAAUCGCCAUAGAUGACUAA
Molecule: messenger RNA, 780 nt
Organism: Cryptococcus wingfieldii CBS 7118
Lineage: Eukaryota; Fungi; Basidiomycota; Tremellomycetes; Tremellales; Cryptococcaceae
Product: exosome complex component RRP41
Exons: 4
Coding region: 1-780 (259 amino acids)
Biological process (GO): poly(A)-dependent snoRNA 3'-end processing; rRNA catabolic process; nuclear mRNA surveillance
Cellular component (GO): cytoplasmic exosome (RNase complex); nuclear exosome (RNase complex); nucleolus
Source: RefSeq, a predicted model, not a curated record